GCACCCGAAAUCUGAAUUCUGAAUUCUGAAAGGAGCGAAGAGAUACUUUGGUAUGUACCCGUAUCGGACAAAGCGGUGUGUUAUGUUACUAAUGUAAGCAUAGAUUCGGGUGGGCGCGACCCGGAACUAGCCCAUCAACUUAUUCGUAUGCUCGCUCUCCGCAUAUCGUCGCAUCCAUCCAUCCAUCACAGGCCGUUAGGCUUGUGAUAAAAAAGAAAAAAAACCACUUCCACUGUUUGCGGGCGAUCUAUUCGUCUGAUCACCUUCCGAUCUAAUCCAUGACCUUAUCAGACGAUGAAGACAAGUUCUUAGCAAACUUCCUCGAAUCCGAACUGUCCGAUGAGGAGGAGAGGCAAUCGGAGGAGCCAGAAGCCAAGCGAUUGCGAGUAGGAAAGGAAGAUGAGGAAGAGGAGCAAAAACGCAAAGGAGAGAGGGCUUCUUGUUCGAAUUCGAAUCCGGGCCAAGUGAAGAACAAUAACAAUAGGAGUGUUCCUCGGAGGAUUGAGAGUGGAACAUUCAGCAAGAUUCCUCCCGAGUUGUUGCCUCACAUCCUCAAAUUUCUCUCAUCCGAGGAUCUUGUAACGUGCUCGCUGGUGUGCAGUUUCCUGAAUUAUGCUGCAUCUGAUGAGUCCUUAUGGCGUCGCCUGUAUUGUAUGCGGUGGGGUUUUUUGCCUCCAACAAAAAUAAGGGAAUGUGCUUGGAAGAAGCUUUAUAUUCAGCGUGAUGAAGAGGACAUGAUUGAGCUUGUUAGGAACUGUCCAUCUGAAUUUAAGGAGUACUACAUUCAAAUGCAAGCAGCUAAAAGAAGCCAAGCACCUCUUCCUUCGCAGGUGAAGGAUGACUCGAUAAUUCUUGACAAGACAGUUAUUGAUCAAGUAUCUAUGUGGAAAAGCAGUCGGGGUCUGACUGAUAAGGUUGUUGUCGACCAUGUUUGUUCUGGAGAAACGUGUUCCUACUACCAAAUUGGAGAUGUAUUUGUUUGUGAGAAGACUGGGCAGUAUGUGAUGAUACUUGUCGUGAAGUUAUUUUGGACCCAAACAAUGAGCUUUUGGUCUGCACAAUUUCAGGCCACUGUUUUGAUAGGUUACUGUCACCAACCGAAAUGGAAUUGGAUCAUGAACAGCAGCAAUGUGGUGGCACAGAUGAAGCAGAACCAUUCAUGGGAUCUGGCCGUUUUGCACGAGCUUACCUAUUAGGAUACAACUGCGAUGAUGAAAAGGAACUGGAAGCUGCUUUGAGGUUUUGUUGAUCCAAAUAUUUGUUACAUUUUAAGGUGGGUAUUAGUACAAAUGGGACAUGUUUAACAUAUGACUGUUUUAAGUCUUGCUUGAUUGAUUCUAUAGUUGUUCGAGAUAAUCAGUUGAUUAUCAGGGAUGGAAUGGAUUAAUUAUAGCAGCAGGCAAUUGAUUUUGGGUGGCACCCUCAAACUUAAAGAGAAACGGUUGCCUGCCCUGGUUGAGCUCAAAUAAUAAUAAUAAUAAUAAUAAUAAUAAUAAUAAUGAUAAUAAGUAAUAAUAACUGGAGAAUUAGGUUCCAAUCGCUGAAAGAUACUAGUAUUUGAAACAGAAUGUGAGCAAAGCUUUAAAGUUUUAAUGGAACAUGAAAUUCAACCCGACUCAACACAAAGUAAAGAAAAUGUCGAAAUAUGAUAAAAGUAGUAAAAAGUGAAAUACCACAACCAAUUCACAACUCCUCAGAUAUGAAAGCAAUCUUUGAGGCAGGAGUAACCUCAAUACAUAGCUUCCCAGCAGACAGAGAAACAAAAGUGAGACAGAUAAUUUGUAGCACUAAAAGACAUAAACUAGACCUAAGUAACAACUGACGGUAAAAAAAAACAGCUGAAGACGGAUGCGUACAUCCAACUCCUAAUUCAACUAGACAUGAACAAGAUUCAAACGAAAAAGGUGCGUCCAAAUUACAAGCAUUAUUAUAAGUGUCCACUUAAUGCUCAUGGAUUCUCCAACAAUCAACAUCGUUGGGGAAAAAAAGAGUUGAUUGAUGCACGUUAAUUUCAUGUGUUGGUCGUGAUUAAGUAUUUAUUAGCAGAAACUAUCAUAAGGAAAUAAGAUGGAAUUACAUUGCUCCGAAAACAGGAAAAACAAAAAUCGAAUAAAAGUGCUGAUUUUCCAGAUAAAAGUUAAC
This is a messenger RNA of Durio zibethinus, 2142 nucleotides long. Its product is annotated as F-box protein SKIP31-like. The record is from RefSeq and is a predicted model, not a curated record. Lineage: Eukaryota; Viridiplantae; Streptophyta; Magnoliopsida; Malvales; Malvaceae. Gene Ontology annotation, cellular component: cytoplasm. Gene Ontology annotation, molecular function: protein binding.